This is a messenger RNA of Perca fluviatilis (European perch), 3320 nucleotides long. It is a transcript of the gene vgll4a, whose product is annotated as vestigial-like family member 4a. The coding region runs from base 246 to 1031 and encodes 261 amino acids. Gene Ontology annotation, molecular function: transcription coactivator binding. Gene Ontology annotation, biological process: negative regulation of DNA-templated transcription. The transcript has 6 exons. The record is from RefSeq and is a predicted model, not a curated record. NCBI's taxonomy places the organism in Eukaryota, Metazoa, Chordata, Actinopteri, Perciformes, Percidae.
CAGACACGGUAACUUCGCCCCCGUUCGCCUCGUCUCCGCUAGGGCCACUCACCACUCUUUUGUGUAACGACUGGUGCGGUGGGAAAGUGCGUGCCUUGAAGGCAAGGCAGUGUAAAGGCAAGCUGGGCUAGCCAUGGUGAUGUUGUGGCUGUAAAGCUAAUUUCGUCGAUGAAGAUAUAACGUUUGUGUUGCAUCGCUGGUGUGUCUUGCUAACAUCGAUGUUAGCAACUAGCCUGUGCGUGUAAAUGCUAAUCACUAGAAUGGACCUGUUGAACUCUCAGUUCCUGGACAAGAUGAACAAUAACAUCGGGAGACUGCACUACGAAGAUGAGUCCAGGAAGCCCUCCCUGCCCACUGCUAUGUCCAACAUAACUGGGCCUCCUCCACACUGCCCAAGCAAACGGAAGUAUGGCGAAGAACAAAUGGACGACCGAAUCAACUGUGAUGAAGACCAUGUGACCAAAAUGAGCAGAUUGUUUGCCACACAGCUGGCCCGUCCCUCUGCUGGAGACAAUCGUAAUGACCACUGGGGCCUAGGUCACACUCCUGUGGAGCACAUUACUUCCUCCUCCAACGGUCUCCAUGGGAACCACCUGUAUGCUUCCAUGUCUAGCUAUGCUGUAGACCAGCCUCUGGCUUUGACCAAAAGCAGCCAUGACAUUAGAGGUGGGGCCAGAGAGAGGUCUACCGUGGGUGGGACUGCAGAUCGGCAGCAGAAUCGUCCCUCCGUUAUAACCUGUGCCCCUGCAAGCAACCGCAAUUGUAACCUCUCGCACUGCCACAUGAAUGGCUGUUCCCCCAGCCCACCUACUGAUCAGAUGAAGACCAAUGCUAACACAGAAUGCGAUCCCGUGAUUGAGGAGCACUUCCGUCGCAGCCUUGGAAAGAACUACAAAGAAGCGGAGCCUGUUUCCAACUCUGUGUCUAUCACCGGUUCAGUGGAUGAUCACUUUGCAAAGGCGCUGGGAGAUGCCUGGCUCCAAAUCAAGGCCAAGGAUGGGGGUCAUCAAAUCCCAGAGACAGAUCCAUGAAGCAGAGGGGAGUAAACAUUACUAUCACUUUCUUAGUGUUUGCAUAUUAACAGUGGAGAUUCCCCACUGCCAUUUCUUGCCAAGCAUCAACUUCCCUUAGCUAAGAACAAUGUACGACAUAUGGUGCUCACAUAGGCUGUUCCCUUGUGGACCUCGAGGUCAACUAUUUUAUUAGAACACUCUUUAUUGGCAACGUCUCUUUAUUGAAGAAGAGAAAAUAAAUACUGCAUAGUUAGGUUGACAAUGUUAGCUGUGGAAACUGUACAAUCAGAGAUUUUAUUUUGCAUUGAUAAUGAGAUUCAGAAAGUGGUCGGUUAGCAGCUGAUGAUCUGUUUUACCUGCCUUUCAACUGCCUUGAUAGCCAAAGAAAAUACCCUGCCUUUCCCAUCAACCUAUAAGCCAUAGAUCUGGUCUUUAUUGUUUUUCAUUCUAAAAUCCCUCUGCUUUUAAUCUAUAUUACUUGAAAAAGACAGCCAGGUCUCCUUUGCUCUUUUUUGUUUCUGACAGUUUAGGUAGCAGGUUACCUGUUUCAGUUGGAACUAAUGUGUUCACGAAUGCAUUUUGUGUUUUGAAAUUGUGAUAAUGCGUUUAAGGCUCUGGUCCCCCCCCCACCCCCCCUGCUUUCUGAAGACACUAGACUAAUGGGUCUUCUUUUUAUGAUCCUGAACUGGACUUAUCCACUGUUAACUGAAUUAUCUUAGAUUCCUGUCUAUAUGCUCACUGUGGCUGAUUACUUAGUAAACUAAUAUCAAUCAUAGUAGAUGUGUCUAACUAGAAAGCAUGUUUCAAAUAGCUGGUUUCUAUUACAAACCUUAUUCUAUACUAAAUAUUUACUCAGAAUUUAUUUUUUAUCUGUAACAUUUUAGAAAUACUCACUGCUGGUACAGUUGUACUCAAUAUAUUUUUUGUAUCUGGUUUUCAUUACUAUAUAUAGGUGUUUAUCUUUAGCACCCAUCUACAAAUUACAGCCUCUGGCAAGGUUGUCUGAACACAGUUUAAAAGGCUAAUAUUGCUUUGUUAUUCUCUGGACCUGGAUGCUACAUAGCUUUCUACAUGUCUGAAUACAGCUGAAUUUGAUCUUCGGUAGCAGUGUAUUAGCAGUGGCUUUAUUUAUUCUGAACAUAAGGAUAGUUUCAUGUUGACUUUCGGCAAAACAUGGUGACAACCGAAUUCUAACUUUGUUUCUAAAUUUCUUUCUUUCUAAUGAGAACAACAGAGGAUGUCUCCACUGUUUCAGUGACAAAGCAGUUGAUUUCCCUUAAAGCUUAAGAUCUAAUGCACAUACAGUAUGGGUGUCCUUAAUUCACGAGUAGGUAUCAACAUUCCACCAUGACUGUCUGACACAUCAGUCACUUCAGUUGUGUUUAGCAAGCACAACAAGUAUGACAAGUACAUUUUUCCUUUUUAAUUAAGGUGAUGUCAUGGUGUGAGCUGCCAAAGUCUUCCUUUUUUAUAAUGCAGGAAAGGUGUAAGUGGGUUACAAAAGUUUCUUCUUUUUUUUUUUUUUUUUAUGUGCAGUUGAGUUUUGUUAUUCCCCCACCGGCGGUAAUUUCUCACCCUCCUGAAAUUCUCUACUUAUAGUAGCGUAACCUAUUUGUCAACACUGUUUAAGAUAUGGUAUUGUAAAUUCAGAUUAUUAUUAUUUUUUUUGAAUGUCAAUUAACUGUAUGUGAAAACAUACAUUUGUAUUAAUAUUCUACAGUUUUCAAAUUGUUACAUACACUAUACUGUCUUUUAUAUUUUAUUUUACUCCUAUAAGACUAUCAUUGCGCCGUGCGGAAUGAUCAUAGAUAUUUUGUUUCUAUUCAGAUAAGUGUACUCAUAUGUAGCAUGGAUGCUCAUUACCUUGUAACCAUGCUUUUUUAUCUUUCUAAAAGUUGGUUAUUUUCCCACAAUUGUCAGAUGAUGAAUAAGUGCAGGAACACAAUGGUCUUUUGAUCAAAGAUUUUCUUGGUGCAGGGUCAAAGACUUCUGUACUAACCGUGUAAAGAGUUUGUUUAGCUUUCUGUGUGUACCAUAGUGGAAUGUAGGGAUUAUCAUAGAAUUUGCUUGUUUGACACAAGUAGAUCUUUCAGUAAUAUGUUUGGGGUAUUAGUCCAUUGUUAUUUAAUUUGCUAUAUUUAGACUACCUGUAUCGCAAACACUGUUUGCGGAAAGGUCCUGCUCCAGGUGUCAUCCACAUAGAAAAAAGUAAUAUUUGUUUACUUUUGUCCUUAUUUCUAUGGAAGAAAAUGCCACUGUUUUGUACUUACUUUCUUCCAAAUAAAUAUACAAAUGCCUACCUUUGCA